AUCGACUCUAUGCCCUGCCCAGCAGGCUCAGGACAAAGGCGGCUGCGUUUCUACCGCCACAGCCGUCCCGCCCGGGCUAGGCGGAGCCGUACCGGAGCGCCGCUCCCUACCCGGGACGAGCCGCCCCUGCCCGCCCGGCGCUUUAACCGCCCGCCGUGGGUGUGGGCUGGGCUCAGUGCGCAUGAGAGCAGGGUCGACUCUUCAGCAGAGCCCGCUUUGGGUUUGAGGUUACUCCUGGAACCGGCUGUCCUUCGUCUGGUGUCCUUCCCGCACCCCGCUUUGUCCCCUCGCUGCCCCAGACAGGAGAGGCGCGGACUUCUGCCCGCAGCAGGUAGUGAAGGAGAACUCUGUAAGGAGGAAAUACAUCCAUCGUACUGCAUCAGCUAUCUUUGAGCAGUCUGUAACAAGAGUGGCACGAUGAAGACGUGUCAUGGGCCAGUCUGUUUUGUUUAGCUCUGAUCUCGUACAGCUGGCUCUAAGAUAUGAGCACAGCUAGCAACCCUACGUAACGUGCUGAUGGCAUCCUGCGCUGCGCAGGGAUCAGGAAGUCCAGCAGGGUGUAAUGCCUAGAAAUCUCCUCUCAGAUUUUCCUGACGUGACAUCCGAAAUCUCUCCAAAGCACGUGGCUGGGAGCAUGGAGAGGGGCGGCAGCAUGGAGAACCGUGGCAACCAAGCGAGGUGCAAAAAUCUUGCUAUGGAUGAUGAGAGUAUGAAGUACCUAACCCACGAAGAGCAGGAUGUUCUCAUGUUCUUCGAGGAAACUAUAGAUGCCUUAGAAGAUGACUUGGAGGAACCAGUCCUACACGACAGUGGCAUCCACUGUCAGUCUUCAAGGUCAACGGAAGAGAACUUGUCCAGCCAUUCGGAGACCGAGGAUAUCAUUGACUUAGUGCAGUCAACGCCCGAGAGCAGUGACCACGAAGGCCCUCCUAGCAAAGAUGUGGAACCAGUGUUGGAUGCUACCUUGCGAGCAGAGAGCCCUAAGCCAGCUGCACCUGCCGACCUUCCCUUGCAUCCCUCGGAAUCGCAGCCACUGACCUGUGAGACUCCUCCUCUUCCUCCUCCACCCCCUCCUGCCGUGCAGCAUCCAAAAUUGCUUCGCUCGAUCCCCACCCCGCUCAUCAUGGCCCAGAAGAUGUCCGAGCAGCAAAUGGAGAGCAGGGUGCGCUUCCCAGGCAACCUCAAGGAAGGGAGCUUGGACAGGAAGAAGACCCCUGUAGCCAACGGUGACUAUUUUGCAGCUCCAAAGCACCCUCCGGCACCCGCCCCCAAACUGCACCGAUUUCCGAGCAACAUCAACAUAACAAAUGUCAGUGGCAAGGAAUUCAACGAGACCAUCUCCAAAGCAGCCGUUAACGUACAGGAGCGGAGAGCUCAGGUGCUGGCCAACAUCAAUGGCGGAGCCUUUCUGGCAGCAGAACUGGAGGAGAAGCUGCAGAAAAACGACUUCUUGUCGCGCAACAGGAGCUCUUCUCUAAGGGAUCUCUCCUCCGAGCAAGCACGCUACGAGGCCCUGACAAAACUCGGUCUCGUUAAGGGGAAGCCAGCUCAGGACCAAGCAGAUCGUGCCCCGAGCGCUCAGUGUCUUGAUGCGCAGCCCAAGCAGGCAGACGCCGUUCCCAAUGGGUAUCAAAACAUCCACGAGGUCUUAAAAAGCGAGCCCAGCCCUUUCCUUCCUAUGGGCAAAACUGUAACAAUCAAACCAGAGGGAGCUCUUGCUGCUAACAAGGUCGCUCAGCAGAACGCAGCGAAGGGCUUUAAUGAUUACAAACAACCUAACCUCAGCCUGGAUAUGAGAAGGAGGUCGGGUUCGCUGCCCAGACCCUCGGGAUUUCGGUCGCAAGGGAUCACGGUCAAGUUCUCUGGACGUGGCUCAACAGAAGAAGCCAGGAGAGAGGCACUCCGCAAACUGGGACUGCUCAAAGAGACUGCGUAACGGGGAGGGGGACGUUGUGGCAUCGGAGGGGAAUCCGAGCUUGGCUUUGCGCUACAGCAAUCCCAACAGGAUUGGGAUCAGAUGGUUUGGAAGACGAAAGGGGAGUUCUCUGCUUCGGGCAAGCUCAGGAGGUACUGGGACUGGAAUGACUGCUGGCGCUUAACGCAAAGCCUGGCAGCGCGUAACACCGAGUACAGGGCUGGGUUUCAGCCCGCCAUCCUGCAGAGAUGCUCGCCUGUUACUCCUUGUGACUGAGAAAUGUAUUUAAGUAGUGCUGGCCUACAGCAGGGCGCACCGCGUUAGGGAAGUGCCCCGUGCAGUGUUGUACGGAGCACGCUGAACGGAGGAGCCUCCUUUUGCUCUUUUUCUAAAGCCAAAACCGAGAGCUCUGUUUUGCACACGUGUCCGUCUGUCCGGGGAGCUCGAGAUGGGUCAGAACUGACAUUUCUGGCCCAGGUGACGCACUUCUGUGUUGUUUUGUUGUCUGUAUUAUCUGGCUUUGCUUUAUUCCCUCACCUGUGGUGAAGGCUGCUGCUUCCUUGCUCAGCGCCUGCU
Oxyura jamaicensis (ruddy duck) is the source of this 2491-nucleotide messenger RNA. RefSeq names its product proline and serine rich 2 (gene PROSER2). The transcript has 5 exons. Lineage: Eukaryota; Metazoa; Chordata; Aves; Anseriformes; Anatidae. The record is from RefSeq and is a predicted model, not a curated record. Bases 563 to 1936 code for a protein of 457 amino acids.